GUCACGCUUGGAGACUUAUCUAACUCACUUUUUCAGACAGGGCGGCGUUGAGAGCAUCAGACCAGUUCACGAAAUCGGUCUGGUGUUUCGAACUCCGGAAGCUGAAGCCACGAGACACGAGUAAAGAGUUGUUGUUUCCCCUCGAGUCGUUGCGCCGCCAGUAAUUAGCUCAGGGAUUAUUAACCACAAACCCUGGGCAUGCGUGCAAGGUGUGAGUUUUGCAGGUCGCAGUGAGCUGGGGGCACAACGUCAUCGUUCAAGCAACUGAGAUAUUGUUGCUGUACAUUGUGCGACGGACAUUAGCUAUACGGGAUAACGAGGGUGAGGGGGUCGGUGGGAAGAUACGGUGUAGUUAGUUAUGUCAGGUUUGUAGUGAACCUUCUCGAGCUGCAGAGUAGUACCACUCAGCUGGCUGAGCGGCAUCACACUGCAGAGAAUGGAGAAUGCAGGUUUCGGUGUACUAACGCUCAUGAUUUCUCGUUGAUGAUGCAAAGUUUCGUGUUUUUUGCAUGCACCGCUUCGAUGAAGUCUUUGUGAUUCCACGAUUGAUAUUGAGUUUGCAGCCGGCAACAUGGUAAGAGAUGGAUGGAGAUCGUUUCUAGUGAUCAGUUGUGGGAUGGGCAUUACACGAUAUUCGGAGGUGAUUUUGUGAGAUGUCUACAUUUUCUAAUAGACUCUGAAGAAGUUGGAGUCACUAUGAUGGAUAACAAGAGUGGGAGGGAGAGUUGUAGUAAGAAACUGAUUGCUUCAAUUUUUGCGUGCAUAGUUAAGACACUACAUAUAUUCUCACUGUGAAUCUCGUCGCAUUUUACUCCGGGCGAUGCCUCUCAUUUUGAUCACUGUCAUCCCUUCAGGAAAUUUGAUCUCCGUUCAGAAAAUGUUAGACUUCAUUCGGGCUGAGCUUUCUAGGUUUCACUUGCUCUUAUUCCAAACCUCUUCUCCUGUCACAAUCACAAUGACUGUCAGGUAGGUUGUCACUGUAAUCCUGGUGGACUGCGUCAAGUUCACUACGAGCACAAUGUAGAGAUGUGACGAAUUCUCUGAUACUGAGUAACAAACUUAUCUUAUCUCCCACUGAGUUGACACUUGUCUUUGGAUCUCGCAUUCAGCAAUCGUUGGGAAGAUGGGUAGGUGUGAAAGAUCACGAAGUCGCUCAUGUCUCGACCCCACGCUCAGGUGUUUCGGGCGGAUUUUAGCAGUGGUAAGCAUUUUAGGGGUGGUAUCGGCGCAGUCUACCAAUCCAGUGGAUUUGCAUGUUCUGCACGAGAUGAUGUAUUCUAUGAACUUCGAAUACGAUUGGGACAGUUACUACCCCGACCCAUGUGUCUCCGGCCCCCAGGGAAUCGUUUGUGAAGUCGACCCGGUGACGAACCUCUACUUCGUCACGCAGAUGCAGUUCGGCUUCAUCUCCCCUAUCGCCAACCUCAUUCCCUGCAGCUGGAACGCUACCAUUCCGACGUCUAUCGCCAACCUAAAGCGGCUCGACACACUGUCCUUCUACAACUGCUUUAUGAACUCGACCAUCACCAUACCCAAAGAGAUCUCUCUUCUAGGUCCGACUCUGCGGCUCCUCUCCUUCAGCGGGAAUGCAGGGUUAACGGGCGCCAUUCCGGCAGGGUUUGGCAAGCUCACUAGGCUGCAACGGCUGGUUCUGUCGCAGAACCGAUUGCAGGGGAGCAUUCCCGAGGAUCUAAGCAAUCUCCAACGCCUCAUCCAGUUGGACUUCAGUCACAACAACUUCUCUGGGUCAGUGCCUGCGACUUUUGGUGCGAUGAGCAGCAUCGUGAAUAUGGACCUCCGGUACAACCACCUUGAGGGUACGCUUCCCGCAUCGAUCAUACAGGGGAUGCCACAGCUGCAGCGCCUCGCCGUGAGCCACAACCAUCUUUCUGGCAGCUUGCCGGACACUUUCACAGGGCUGAGCUCCCUCACCUUUCUUGACUUGAGCCACAACGAGCUCACGGGCCCAUUGCCGCCUUCGCUAGGGCGUUUGCGGAAUCUUGAAGAUCUCUUCCUGAAUUCUAAUCCUCUUGACGGAAACAUUCCACCAUCUCUGGGCUCGAUGAGGAGCCUCGUCAGGCUGGACCUGUCCUCCUGCCUGUUGAGCAGCAUCAUUCCCGACUCCUUGAAAAACCUGGAGAAUCUCAGGUUUCUCUCCAUGAGCAACAACAAGCUCUCUGGAUUCAUUCCAGCUUCUUUAGCUUCGUUGCCGAAGAUCUUCACCCUGAACCUGGACGGGAACAAGCUCACUGGACCAGUGCCAUUCCCUCCGACUUUUGUGAAGAAGAUGGGGCGCAACAUGCGGCUAGAGGGCAAUCCUGGGCUCUGCUUCACCCCGCAGCAGGCCGCCAUCAAGGUCCCUGAUCAGAGUUUGAGCCGAUGCGCUGAAGUGCCGGCAUUGCAAACCAAAGCUCCGAAAGCUUCUUCUACGGCUAUAUCUCCGAAUACAGCUACAUGCAAUCGCUCGUCUUCUCGCGUUCCGUGGAGCUUGAUGACGCUGAUAUCAAUUUUUCUCAUUUGGUUUUGAAAUAUUGUUUCCAUGAAUUUUGUAACAUGCAGCAACCAUUCUGUGAUGUAGGCAAAGGUGGAGGUGAUUACUAGAUAAAAUGUUUAUAAACUCCGCAAAUACUCCACAUGCAAAUGCGUGGUGAGGAGGUCCAUUAUAAGGAGUUUGAUUAAUUUGUAAUUCAAGAGCACAAGUAGGGAGGAAACGUGUAAGCGUGUGCCCAGCUCAAGAUCCACCGUCAUUGUGAAGAGCAAAACUUCCAGAACAAUGCGAACGUGGAUAAGUUGCAAGUCGAACUGAUACUCCCGCAGAGGCUAUGUCAUUGCUAUAUAUUUGUCGCAAGUUCAAUUGGGUUUUUGACGACCAUUCAUACUUCGCCUUAAUUGCAUGCUGCGGACAUGCUUCUGCAGCAAGAGAGGGUGAGCACUAGUAAUUUGCCGAGAUGCUGAAAAUAUUCUGUCAGCUGCAGCUUUUGAUUAGCUUACUGUUAGAGGGGCUGUUGUGUAUGUGUUGGGAGAAUAGGUAUCACUACUUGAAACCGUAACAGACUCUUUUGUUCUUACUUGGAAACGUAUGGCAAAUUUUUAGACCGACAUAAAGCACCGACUAUGUUGUAUUUUCAA
Messenger RNA from Physcomitrium patens, 3129 nucleotides. NCBI's taxonomy places the organism in Eukaryota, Viridiplantae, Streptophyta, Bryopsida, Funariales, Funariaceae. The record is from RefSeq and is a predicted model, not a curated record.